Messenger RNA from Eurytemora carolleeae, 1759 nucleotides. It is a transcript of the gene Sec61alpha, whose product is annotated as protein transport protein Sec61 subunit alpha. NCBI's taxonomy places the organism in Eukaryota, Metazoa, Arthropoda, Copepoda, Calanoida, Temoridae. The transcript is spliced from 12 exons. The coding region runs from base 41 to 1462 and encodes 473 amino acids. Gene Ontology annotation, biological process: SRP-dependent cotranslational protein targeting to membrane, translocation; post-translational protein targeting to membrane, translocation. The record is from RefSeq and is a predicted model, not a curated record. Gene Ontology annotation, cellular component: Sec61 translocon complex; membrane. Gene Ontology annotation, molecular function: ribosome binding; signal sequence receptor activity; transmembrane protein transporter activity.
GUUUAAUCAAGAGCAAGGCUAGCCUGGCUCAAGCCUCAAAAUGGGUAUAAAAUUUCUAGAGUUUGUGAAACCCUUCUGCAGUAUACUGCCUGAGAUACAGAAACCUGAACGCAAAAUCCAGUUCAGAGAAAAGGUUUUGUGGACAGCCAUCACACUUUUCAUCUUCUUAGUAUGUUGCCAGAUUCUAUUGUUCGGUAUCAUGAGUUCAGACUCUGCAGAUCCUUUCUACUGGAUCAGAGUUAUCCUAGCUUCCAACAGAGGAACUUUGAUGGAGUUGGGUAUCUCACCCAUCGUUACAUCAGGACUCAUCAUGCAGCUGUUGGCCGGAGCUAAGCUUAUAGAGGUUGGGGACACCCCCAAGGACAGAGCCAUGUUCAAUGGUGCACAGAAGCUCUUCGGAAUGGUCAUUACUGUUGGACAGGCUAUUGUAUACGUGUUGACUGGAAUGUACGGAGAUCCAGCUGAUAUUGGAGCCGGAGUCUGUCUCCUGAUCAUCAUCCAGCUGUUCGUCGCAGGUUUGAUUGUUCUAUUGCUGGACGAACUGCUGCAGAAGGGUUACGGUCUAGGAUCUGGAAUCUCUCUGUUUAUUGCCACCAACAUCUGCGAGACUAUCGUGUGGAAGGCGUUCUCGCCCGCUACCGUCAACACCGUCAGAGGAACUGAGUUUGAGGGUGCUUUGAUUGCUCUGUUUCAUCUGCUCGCCACAAGGCAGGAUAAGGUCAGAGCUCUGAGGGAGGCUUUCUACAGGCAGAACCUGCCCAACCUCAUGAACCUCAUGGCCACCGUCUUCAUCUUUGGUGUGGUCAUAUACUUCCAGGGAUUCCGUGUAGAUCUACCCAUCAAAUCUGCCAGAUACAGAGGACAGUACAGCAGUUAUCCAAUCAAACUGUUCUACACCUCAAACAUACCCAUCAUCCUACAGUCUGCCCUGGUUUCCAAUCUGUACAUGAUCUCUCAAAUGAUGUCUGUCAAAUUUGGAGGAAACUUCUUUGUUUCUCUUCUCGGAGUCUGGAACGAUGCCGGAGGUGGCAGAGCUUAUCCCGUCGGAGGUCUGUGUUACUACUUGUCUCCUCCUGAAUCUCUGGGUAGCGUUCUAGUAGAUCCCAUCCAUGCUUUCCUCUACAUCUUUUUCAUGCUGGGAUCUUGCGCAUUUUUCUCCAAGACCUGGAUUGAUGUCUCCGGCAGCUCUGCCAAGGAUGUUGCAAAGCAGCUCCGUGAGCAGCAGAUGGUGAUGAGAGGACACAGAGAAACCAGUAUGAUCCAUGAACUCAACAGAUAUAUCCCCACAGCAGCAGCCUUCGGAGGACUCUGUAUUGGAGCACUGUCUGUACUAGCUGACUUCAUGGGAGCUAUUGGAUCUGGAACUGGAAUAUUAUUGGCUGUGACCAUUAUCUACCAGUACUUCGAGAUAUUCGUCAAGGAACAAAGCGAGAUGGGCAGCAUGGGAGCCUUGCUCUUCUAAACCUAGAUCUUACAGAGAACCAUUCUCAUCGUGAUCAUUUACGAUCUUACAGAGAACCAUUCUCAUCGUGAUCAGCUCAUUUAGACUCUAAACCGAUGUGAAAAUACAAGAGAUACGCUUGGUGAAGCGUCAGAGCGUAUUUGACGUUUGCGUUCUGUGUCAGAAAAUGCGCAAUAGCGUGUUUUUGUGUACAAAUUCCCCCCGUUCAGUUCAGUGUAUUUAUAAUAAUAAUAUUCACGCUAUGUAAUUGUUAUAUUAGUUUCUACUGAGGAAAUAUACUUUGUUAUUAAAUAUUAA